AUGACGAUACCAAAGCUAGAAUUACUAGCUAUUCUCAUCGGUGUACGCGCAGCUCAGUUUGUCAUCAAACAAAUGCAAUUAGAAAAUCCAAAGGAUCGAUACCAAUUAGAACAUAAAUCUCCAAGAAAUGUAGAAAAGAGACGGCCGAUAGAAGGAGAAGUGGUACUGUUAGAUGAGCCUCAUGCACCACGUGGUACAUGGAAACUAGCAAGGAUAAAGAAAUUAAACGUAGCCAAUGAUGGGUACGUCAGGAGCGCUCAGAUCGAAACAUCGUCAGGAAAACUUCUAAAUCGACCUGUAAGCACGUUGUAUCCACUUGAAGUUACUCCAGAAGAACAGUCUACUCCGGAGAACCCCGCGAACCCAUCAGAGAGAGCAGAACCAAUUAUCCAAAACCGAAACACCACAACUAACACGAAGAUUUCGAGUGAAAGUGGUGAGGAGCAACCUAUUGCUCAUCGAACACGGAGCCAGACAAAUUUACAAAAAAGGGAGAAGUCAAAUUUCGUUUUAACCAACUUACUGCUAACAGUAGCAAUAUCGAUAAUUCUACAAGCAGCAGAAACGAAGGAAUGCAAAUGGACAUCAGGUGUUGAGAAUCACAAUGUUUUAUCCUAUAAACCCCAAAUCUAUCCAUUAGAACACUUUUCGCUCUUCCCUCGGGAGUGUCGAGAACAAGCUCGAAAUUCCACUAGAAAUAAUCUUUGUACCGAACAAUCGAAUUUAGCAAAAGGUCAAAUUUAA
This is a messenger RNA of Brugia pahangi, 744 nucleotides long. Lineage: Eukaryota; Metazoa; Nematoda; Chromadorea; Rhabditida; Onchocercidae. The record is from the annotation of a GenBank genome assembly.